AUUACUAUCACUGCCACUCAUUUAAACAAUACCACACAGUAUAAAUAGAUUACAACCGUCUCAUUGCAGAAGCAAAACCAGCUUCAGAGAGAGAGAGAGAGAGAGAGAGAGAGAGAAAGAGAAUGGGAAGAAAACCAUGCUGUGCAAAGGAAGGACUGAACAGAGGGAAAUGGACAGUUAGAGAGGACAAGAUCCUUACCAAUUACGUUAACACCCAUGGAGAAGGCAAGUGGAGAGACCUGCCUCUAAGAGCUGGGUUGAAGAGAUGUGGAAAGAGUUGUAGGCUCCGAUGGCUCAAUUAUCUUCGACCAGACAUUAAGAGAGGGGAUAUUUCUCAUGAAGAAGAAGAGCUCAUGAUCAAACUACAUAAGCUGCUUGGUAACAGGUGGUCACUCAUUGCCGGAAGACUACCGGGGCGGACAGACAAUGAAAUCAAGAACUACUGGAACACCAAAUUAAGCAAGAGCGCAGAAUGUCGAAGAACUGAAAAUUCCAUGAAAAAACACAAGAAAUCGAAAAACCAAGAAUCCCCUGCAAUCAAACUUGCCACUGGAACAGAACAACACAAUGUGAUCAGAACUAAGGCCGUUCGCUGCACAAAACCAGUCGCCCCACAACAACCAAACGAUCCAGCAGUCAAUAAAAACGAAGCAAUUCCCACUGAGAGCCCUAAUUCCACUUCUCCCCAGCUAGUUGAUCAAGACGAUUCAUCGAACUUCUUGACGUAUUUCGACAUCAAUGACCUGUUGAUUUCGGACGUUCUCAACGACAAGUUUCACCAAGGGAGUAACGACUCGGAUUUUCGUCUCUCGGGUUUUGAGGACUUGCAGAGGAAUUCAACAGAUGAGAUAAUAAUGCAAGAAAGUUGGAAGGGUGGGGAUUACCCUCUUCAACCACAGGAAGCUUUGGAGCUCAAGACACUUGCAUCUUUUUUUGAGUCAGAGGAGGAGUGGACCACCAGAUGAUGGAGCAAUUGUAAUUAAGCAAGUUCGUUUAUAAACUAGUACUAGUCUAUGAACUGUGAAAUAUCACUGCAAAAUAUGAAAUUUCUCCGGUGUGUCAAA
Rhododendron vialii is the source of this 1064-nucleotide messenger RNA. RefSeq names its product transcription factor MYB1-like. The record is from RefSeq and is a predicted model, not a curated record. The transcript has 3 exons. Lineage: Eukaryota; Viridiplantae; Streptophyta; Magnoliopsida; Ericales; Ericaceae. The coding region runs from base 123 to 965 and encodes 280 amino acids.